GCAGCCGCGGCGCGGCCGACCGCGGGUGGCCGGGGGGUGGCCGCCGCUGCCCAGGGAGGCGCGCGGAGGCGCGGACAGCGCUCCCCGGCGGGUCCCCGGCGCACUUGCCGCGCCCGGGCAGCGGCCCGACCGGGCGAGCAUGGGCGGUGCGGAGUGACGCCGCCGUGCCCGCUUGGCAUCAAGGACAUUCAGCCCGCGGGGGUGGGGACGAAGGGGGGCGGCCCCGCGUCGCCACCGCAGCCCCCGAGAGCCGCCACCGCUGCUGCUCGGGCUUCGGGGCUCGGGAUCUCGGGGAAAAGGGGUGCUUGGAAGCUAGCCGCAUUUCCCGACCUUUCUGUUGGACAUUCCGCCCACCCUGGACGCCGCCAGAGAAGCUGUCAAGUCCCGCAGGCUCUGAUUUCGCCCUCCGCUUCCCUGGCCUCCCCCCUGGGUUCCCCGCGCCUCGGUGGAGUAUUCGCGUUGGUUCGGGGCUGGGCUGGAGGAGGCAGCCACACGCGCGCACACGCACACGUUCAGAGGAGGGCGAGAGGCAGCGGCCCCAGCACCAUCUGCAGUGUCAAUGCGGCGCUCCCGCUGAAGCAGGCAAAGCGGCGCUUGCAGGUGGAUUCUUAACCACAGGAUCCCCAGGGAUGUCAGAUGACCUUUACUGCUUUUACCUGUGCAUCUUGGAUAUCUGCCCUCCGCUCUAAAGUGGGAGUGUCAGAGGGAGCCUGCACUCCUCACGUGACACUGCUGUGCCCAGUGCCCCGUGCCCCGAGGACGCGUCUCUGAAAUGAAAGCCAUGCCUUGGAACUGGACUUGCCUGCUCUCCCAUCUCCUGAUGGUGGGGAUGGGCUCCUCCACUCUGCUCCCCCGGCAGUCGCCUCCACCGUCCCAGAAGCGGUCUUUCGUCACCUUCCGCGGGGAGCCCGCCGAGAGCUUCAACCACCUGGUGGUGGAUGAGAGGACAGGGCACAUUUACGUGGGGGCCGUCAACCGGAUCUACAAGCUCUCCAGUGACCUGAAGGUCCUGGUGACCCACCAGACGGGGCCGGACGAGGACAACCCCAAGUGCUACCCGCCCCGCAUUGUCCAGACAUGCAACGAACCCCUGACCCCCACCAACAAUGUCAACAAGAUGCUGCUGAUAGACUACAAGGAGAACAGACUAAUCGCCUGCGGGAGCCUGUACCAGGGCAUCUGCAAGUUGCUGAGGCUGGAGGACCUCUUCAAGCUGGGGGAGCCUUUCCACAAGAAGGAACACUACCUGUCAGGAGUCAACGAGAGUGGCUCUGUCUUUGGGGUGAUCGUCUCCUACAACAACCUGGACGACAAGCUCUUCAUUGCCACCGCUGUGGAUGGGAAGCCGGAGUAUUUCCCCACCAUCUCUAGCAGGAAACUGACCAAGAACUCGGAGGCAGACGGCAUGUUCGCAUAUGUCUUCCACGACGAGUUUGUGGCCUCGAUGAUCAAGAUCCCUUCGGACACUUUCACCGUCAUCCCCGACUUUGAUAUCUACUAUGUCUACGGCUUCAGCAGCGGCAACUUUGUCUAUUUUUUGACGCUCCAGCCUGAGAUGGUGUCUCCCCCGGGCUCUACCACAAAGGAGCAGGUUUAUACGUCCAAGCUUGUGAGGCUUUGCAAGGAGGACACAGCCUUCAACUCCUACGUGGAGGUGCCCAUUGGCUGUGAGCGCAGCGGGGUGGAGUACCGCCUGCUGCAGGCCGCCUACCUGUCCAAAGCCGGGGCUGUGCUCGCCCGGACCCUUGGGGUCCGCUCGGAGGACGACCUUCUCUUCACCGUCUUCUCCAAAGGCCAGAAACGGAAGAUGAAAUCCCUGGACGAGUCGGCCUUAUGCAUUUUCAUCCUAAAGCAAAUCAACGACCGCAUUAAGGAGCGGCUGCAGUCCUGCUACCGGGGCGAGGGCACGCUGGACCUGGCCUGGCUCAAGGUGAAGGACAUUCCCUGCAGCAGCGCGCUCUUAACCAUUGAUGACAACUUCUGUGGCCUGGAUAUGAACGCCCCCCUGGGCGUAUCAGAGAUGGUGCGUGGCAUCCCCGUCUUCACAGAGGACAGGGACCGCAUGACUUCUGUCAUCGCUUACGUCUACAAGAAUCACUCUCUGGCCUUCGUGGGCACCAAAAGUGGCAAGCUGAAGAAGAUCCGGGUAGACGGGCCCAGGGGCAACGCCCUGCAGUAUGAGACGGUGCAGGUGGUGGAGCCCGGCCCCGUGCUCCGGGACAUGGCCUUCUCCAAGGACCGUGAGCAGCUCUACAUCAUGUCGGAAAGGCAGCUCACCAGAGUCCCUGUGGAGUCCUGUGGUCAGUAUCAGAGCUGCAGCGAGUGCCUUGGCUCGGGCGACCCCCACUGUGGCUGGUGUGUGCUCCACAACACGUGCACCCGGAAGGAGCGCUGUGAGCGGUCCAGAGAGCCCCGAAGGUUCGCCUCCGAGGUGAAGCAGUGCGUCCGGCUGACCGUCCACCCCAGCAACAUCUCCGUUUCUCAGUACAACGUCCUGCUGGUCCUGGAGACAUACAACGUCCCGGAGCUGACAGCUGGCGUCAACUGCACCUUUGAGGACCUCUCAGAGAUGGAUGGGCUGGUGAUAGGCAAUCAGAUCCAGUGUUACUCCCCGGCAGCCAAGGAGGUGCCCCGGAUCAUCACGGAGAACGGGGACCACCACGUUGUCCAGCUGCAGCUCAAGUCGAAGGAGACAGGCAUGACCUUCGCCAGCACCAGCUUUGUCUUCUACAACUGCAGUGUCCACAAUUCGUGCCUGUCCUGCGUGGAGAGCCCAUACCGCUGCCACUGGUGUAAAUACCGCCACGUCUGCACCCACGACCCCAAGUCUUGCUCCUUCCAGGAAGGCCGGGUGAAGCUGCCUGAGGACUGCCCCCAGCUGCUGCGUGUGGACAAGAUCCUGGUGCCUGUGGAGGUGAUCAAGCCUAUCACCCUCAAGGCCAAGAACCUCCCGCAGCCACAGUCGGGGCAGCGUGGCUACGAGUGCGUCCUCAACAUCCAGGGCAGCGAGCAGAGGGUGCCCGCCCUGCGCUUCAACAGCUCCAGCGUGCAGUGCCAGAACACCUCCUAUUCCUACGAAGGGAUGGAGAUCAACAACCUGCCGGUGGAGCUGACAGUUGUGUGGAACGGGCACUUCAACAUUGACAACCCGGCUCAGAAUAAAGUUCACCUCUAUAAGUGUGGGGCCAUGCGUGAGAGCUGUGGGCUGUGCCUCAAGGCGGACCCAGACUUCGAAUGCGGCUGGUGCCAGAGCCAAGGGCAGUGCACCCUCCGGCAGCACUGCCCUGUUCACGAGAGCCAGUGGCUGGAGCUGUCGAGCACCAACAGCAAGUGCACGAACCCCCGCAUCACAGAGAUAAUCCCAGUGACAGGCCCCCGGGAAGGGGGCACCAAGGUCACCAUCCGAGGGGAGAACCUGGGCCUGGAAUUCCGGGACAUCGCCUCCCACGUCAAGGUGGCGGGCGUGGAGUGUAGCCCUUUGGUGGAUGGCUACAUCCCUGCCGAACAGAUCGUGUGUGAGAUGGGGGAGGCCAAGCCCAGCCAGCACGCCGGCUUCGUGGAGAUCUGUGUGGCCGUGUGUCGGCCUGAGUUCAUGGCCAGGUCCUCGCAGCUCUAUUACUUCAUGACGCUGACUCUCUCAGACCUGAAGCCUAGCCGGGGGCCCAGGUCCGGAGGCACACAGGUGACCAUCACGGGCACCAACCUGAAUGCAGGCAGCAACGUGGUAGUGAUGUUCGGCAAGCAGCCCUGCCUCUUCCACAGGCGCUCUCCGUCCUACAUCGUCUGCAACACAACGUCCUCAGACGAGGUGCUGGAAAUGAAGGUGACGGUGCAGGUGGACAGGGCCAAGAUCCACCAGGACCUGUUCUUCCAGUACGUGGAGGAUCCCACCAUCGUUCGGAUCGAGCCCGAGUGGAGCAUCGUCAGUGGGAACACACCCAUCGCCGUGUGGGGGACUCACCUGGACCUCAUACAGAACCCCCAGAUCCGGGCCAAGCAUGGAGGGAAGGAGCACAUCAAUCUCUGCGAGGUUCUGAACGCCACUGAGAUGACCUGCCAGGCUCCAGCCCUCGCUCUGGGACCCGACCACCAGUCCGAUCUGACAGAGAGGCCCGAGGAGUUUGGCUUCAUCCUAGACAAUGUCCAGUCCCUGCUAAUCCUCAACAUGACCAACUUCACCUACUACCCCAACCCUGUGUUUGAGGCCUUCAGCCCCUCGGGAAUCCUGGAGCUCAAGCCUGGCACACCCAUCAUCCUGAAGGGCAAGAAUCUGAUCCCACCUGUUGCUGGGGGCAAUGUGAAGCUGAACUACACCGUGCUGGUUGGGGAGAAGCCCUGCACCGUCACGGUGUCGGACGUGCAGCUGCUCUGCGAGUCCCCCAACCUCAUCGGCAGGCACAAAGUGAUGGCCCGAGUCGGUGGCAUGGAGUACUCCCCAGGGAUGGUGUACAUAGCCCCAGACAGCCCGCUCAGCCUGCCCGCCAUCGUCAGCAUCGCCGUGGCCGGCGGCCUCCUUAUUAUCUUCAUUGUGGCCGUGCUCAUCGCCUAUAAGCGCAAGUCCCGCGAGAGUGACCUGACUCUAAAGCGGCUGCAAAUGCAGAUGGACAACCUGGAGUCCCGCGUGGCCCUGGAGUGCAAGGAAGCCUUUGCCGAGCUGCAGACGGACAUCCACGAGUUGACCAGUGACCUUGAUGGAGCCGGGAUUCCCUUCCUGGACUACAGAACCUACACCAUGCGGGUGCUGUUCCCGGGAAUCGAAGACCACCCUGUCCUCCGGGACCUCGAGGUCCCGGGCUACCGGCAGGAGCGUGUGGAGAAAGGCCUGAAGCUCUUUGCUCAGCUCAUCAACAACAAGGUGUUCCUGCUGUCCUUCAUCCGCACGCUGGAGUCUCAGCGCAGCUUUUCCAUGCGCGAUCGCGGCAAUGUGGCCUCGCUCAUCAUGACGGUGCUGCAGAGCAAACUGGAGUACGCCACCGACGUGCUGAAGCAGCUGCUGGCUGACCUCAUCGACAAGAACCUGGAGAGCAAGAACCACCCCAAGCUGCUGCUCAGGAGGACUGAAUCAGUGGCUGAGAAGAUGUUGACCAACUGGUUCACUUUUCUGCUCUACAAGUUCCUCAAGGAGUGCGCUGGGGAGCCCCUCUUCUCGCUGUUCUGCGCUAUCAAGCAGCAGAUGGAGAAGGGGCCCAUCGAUGCCAUCACGGGUGAGGCCCGCUACUCUCUGAGUGAGGACAAGCUCAUCCGCCAGCAGAUCGACUACAAGACCCUGGUCCUGAGCUGUGUCAACCCCGACAACGCCAACAGUCCCGAGGUCCCAGUGAAGAUCCUCAACUGCGACACCAUUACUCAGGUCAAGGAGAAGAUUCUGGAUGCCAUCUUCAAGAACGUGCCCUGCUCCCACCGGCCCAAAGCUGCAGACAUGGACCUAGAGUGGCGACAAGGAAGCGGGGCGAGGAUGAUCCUGCAGGAUGAAGACAUCACCACUAAGAUUGAGAAUGACUGGAAGAGACUCAACACCCUGGCACAUUACCAGGUGCCAGAUGGUUCUGUGGUGGCCUUAGUGUCCAAGCAAGUGACAGCCUACAAUGCAGUGAACAACUCCACUGUCUCCAGGACCUCAGCGAGUAAAUACGAAAACAUGAUCCGGUACACGGGCAGCCCCGACAGCCUCCGUUCGCGCACACCAAUGAUCACCCCUGACCUGGAGAGCGGAGUCAAGAUGUGGCACCUGGUGAAGAACCAUGAGCACGGGGACCAGAAGGAGGGGGACCGGGGGAGCAAGAUGGUGUCUGAAAUCUAUCUGACACGACUGCUGGCCACUAAGGGCACGCUGCAGAAGUUCGUGGACGACCUGUUCGAGACCAUCUUCAGCACGGCGCACCGUGGUUCGGCCCUGCCCCUGGCCAUCAAGUACAUGUUCGACUUUCUGGACGAGCAGGCGGACAAGCACGGCAUCCACGACCCGCACGUCCGCCACACCUGGAAGAGCAAUUGCCUGCCCCUGCGGUUUUGGGUCAACAUGAUCAAGAACCCCCAAUUCGUGUUUGACAUCCACAAGAACAGCAUCACCGACGCCUGCCUCUCCGUGGUGGCCCAGACCUUCAUGGACUCGUGCUCCACAUCAGAGCACCGGCUGGGCAAGGACUCCCCCUCCAACAAGCUGCUCUAUGCCAAGGACAUCCCCAGCUACAAGAACUGGGUGGAGAGGUAUUACUCAGACAUCGGGAAGAUGCCCGCCAUCAGCGACCAGGACAUGAACGCGUACCUAGCUGAGCAGUCCCGGAUGCACAUGAACGAGUUCAACACCAUGAGCGCCCUCUCCGAGAUCUUCUCCUACGUGGGCAAGUACAGUGAGGAGAUCCUCGGACCCCUGGACCAUGAUGACCAGUGUGGGAAGCAGAAACUGGCCUACAAACUAGAACAAGUCAUAACCCUCAUGAGCUUAGACAGCUGAGAACCGUCCUUCCAGCUCGCCCGCUCCCCCCUCCCCCACCGGAGGGAGGGACACACCAAGCCGUGCCUCAGUCUAGAUUAUCAUCUUUACCAAGUGCAAGUUCCGACUGGCAUCAGCAGCAUCCCCUAAGCAGCGCUGUCUCCCUCUCUCUUUCUCUCUCUGCCUGUUUCUGUCUCUCCCGCCUUCCUGGAUCCCCUCUCUUUCAGUUCCUCUGCCAACACGACUGAACCAAGCCGCCGACCCUCAAGUUAGUCCAGGAUGGCCUGUCCCCACCCCGCCAAGGGGCCUGACCUGAAGACAGCAGAGGGGCCCUCUUUCCCAGCUGACCCUGAGCAGCAGCAGCAGGGCCCAGAUACGAAUGAGGAGUCAUGGAUGGGGGUGCUUCUGUGCUGUUACCCCACUUUCUGUCUUUCCAUAGUCCCCACAUGGGUCUGAACUUGGCCUGGAGAAGAGGCAGUGAGCUCAGUGUUAUCUUCACUGGGAAGGUGUCACCUGAUUCAGAUGUCUAUCUCCACGGGGUCCCCCUGCAACUCUGGGAAGAAAGGUGGCACCUCCUGCAUGUGGCUGGAGUGGAGAGCAUGAGGGGUUGAGGGGCACCUUGCAAGCUGCCUCUCACAUGUGGGAUUGGCAGCAGAGGCUCCCUUGUCCCCUUCAGAUCUUUUCGGAGUCCUUCUAAGUGCCCAUAGGUGCCCUGCCUGCCCGGUCCUGGCCUGUGGAAAACCAGACAGGAGAAAUAGCAGUUACAGCCCACCAUGGAGAUCCUCCUGAUGUGGCUCAUAGUGGCAGAAAUGUAACAUGCAGGAGAGAAAAGAAGAGAGUUGCAUCUAUCUGGAAGCAGAACUGGUUGUUUUCCAUUCACCCCCACAUGCUAACGAAUCACGGCCAUAGUCAGAGGUCUGAUCCCUUGCAGACCCCGAAGCAUCGUCUAGAGAAUGCACUUCCAACCCUCCUUAGUCAUCACUCAUCAGGGGUCAGGGUCAAACACCAGUGCAUCCAGGAGCUUCUACCUCCAGUGGUCCCCGUGGCUCCAUCCCCACUGUCCUUCCUGAGAAGUCUAGAGAAGGUUGGGGCCGACAGCCUUGUUCCUGACUCCCUGCAGAGUCUGGUGCCAUUGCUAUGCAGAUGACUUUGUGAUGGACUGUUCAGACCUCCUUGGGAAUUAUUUCAUCAACAUCUCAGCUGUCUCUUCAGUCACUCUCCUCCCUCCUCCCUUCUGCAGUCAUCCCGGGAAGAAACACUUGCAAGCACAGCCUCUCAGAGACAAACCAAAAUGCCAGCCAAACUCAACCCUAGGUUUGUCAUGUCUGGGGAGGACCGAAGAAUCAAGAGGAAGGACCUGCCCGGAAAUCGGAGGAGGGACAUACCACUGACCUUGGCCCUGGCAUUGUGUCUCUCCCUCUGUCCUUCCAUGCACGGAUACGUCGUCUUAGCCAGCCAGCCAGAUACGUGCUCAGACAUGCAUCCUAGGUGAGCAGGGGCUAUGGUGAGAGACAGUCUGAUGGAGGGCCGUGGAAACCUGUAACGUUGAAAGGACCUUAGACGCCAUCUCUCCAUCUGUGGUCCAGUCUCGGCCUUAGACUCUCCCCAGGCAACCCCGCUGUGAAGUUGUUCCCCACUCUGGGAGACAGGCAGAGGCAUCUGCAGGGUUGGGAAUGAGGUUCCUCCAGUCUUGUCUUCACUCCUCAAGCAUCAGACAUCUUCCACUGCCAUCCACUCCAAAGGGGCCCCUCAUGGAAAGAGGAAGGGACCAGACCAUUCCCAGCAACAUCUGUGGAACACCCUAUAUUUGAAGAAUGCUAGCCCCUUUGGAUAUGAGCACGUGUGUGUGUGUGUGAGAGAUUUCAUGUGCACAUGCACAUGUGUGUGUGUGUGUGUGUGUGUGUGUGUGUGUGUGUGUGUGUAUCUGUCUGCCCUGGGAGUAGGCGGAGAGCUCAGAAAGCUUUCUGGUCCUAUGCGGGGGGGGGAGGGGAGGGGAGGGUCUGAAGCAUUUCCCUUCUCUGCCCUUGCCCACCAUUCAUUCUGCAACUUCAGGACAUUUCCAUACUUGUUUUCUGUGCUGCGUGCUGGGGGGUGAAGUCACCUGUCUAUAGGAAAUCAGGGUGGUCACUGACCGAGAGAAGCCUGGACGUGACUGGAGGCCAGGCGGUAGUGACACAGAGCAGGGCGUGCUGUGGCAUCGAGCGGGACAAGUGAUGGGCAAAAUGCAAGUAGCCUAAUCAACGGGAAGAGCAGAGUGAGAAGCGAUGCAUUUUGAGUGGGAAAAACAUAACCAAAGGUCUCGGCAAAUGAAGUGCCAGGUGAAGAAGCGUGGAAUUUCUCCCCUUGAUCAUUUGAUUUCCUCCCCUGAAGCUAUGAGGCCUGGCAGGCCAGGAAGGAAGCAUGUGGGAGGCAGGCUGAGGAGGCCCCUGGGCCGCUAACAUAUAUUUGCACAUGUGAAGGGUUGGGGAGAAGAAAGACACAAACAUAUUUAACACAGGUGUGCUGAAUGGAAGCUGUGCGUGUGUGCGCAUGAGUGAGUGUGUUUUGAUUUAUUUUUUAAGUUUUGCACAGUUAGAGAAAAAAAAAUGAACAAGCAGAGAAAAAGACUGUUACCAUGGUUCUGCUGAAGCUUUUUUUUUAAACUGGAUUAUUAUUAUUGUUAUUGUUUUGUUGUCGGUACAAAACUUUUUCUCCCUAUGUUUUUCAUUAUAAGAGAAACCUCAAACCCAUCAAAGAAAUGUCGGGAAGAAAAAGGGGAGGAGGAUGGGCACGUUUCCCUGGUUUCCUCGUGUCUCCUGGGGGAGUUUGGGGCAGGUUUUCUUUAAUUGGUGGGGUGGUUGUUUCUGGUGCUUUGUUUGCCCGAAGUCUCUGCAGCCUGUUGGGGAUGGAGAAGUAGGACAGAGUCAUGCAGAGCGCAACCCAUCUUGCCCAUAAGAGCUCUCUUUCCGUUCGCUGUUUGUUUUCCAUUUCUUUUGUUUGGAUUCUUGGUACACGUGUGAUACAUUUCAAAGUAAAAACAAGGCAGCGUGAUCAAAAAAAAAAAAAAGCCUUUCUUUCCCCCAGAUCUUCUUUCCGAACCUCCCCUGGAAUCCCCAACCUCCUCCUGGCAGGCUGGAGACCCCGUGCUGGCCAGCAUGCACAAGAGAAGGGACUUGGGCAGACUGGGUCCUGCAGGAGGGAGGUCUCUUCAGGGUCCCCCCUCCGUGUCACAGUUUAUGUGCUGGGUCACAGUUCUGUUCACAGUGGGACCUUUAUCUGACUCCUAGAGUCCUGGACAGAGAGCACAGGAGGAAAGGCCGUGUCUCCUCACCUUCCUUUCAUCCCGUCUCUUUCACUCCUUCAACCCUUGGAACCACCAGGGUCUAAAAUGGUACCAGGAGAUCACACAGUCACACAUAACCGACUUGGAUUAGGUGAGGAGUUUGAAUGUUGGACCAAAAUGGGAUGGUAAGAGGCAGGGAGAAAUGCUGUGAGGUCCUGAAUUUAAGAAUGAGCAGAGAGAGGCUGGGACAGUUUGCUGUAGGCUGGUCGUCUCUCCCAAGGGCACAAGUCUCCCCAGGUAUGGGCAUAUUUACCAUCCCUUGUCCUUUCCUGGAAGGAGAGACCCUGACAUGUCCUGGUCACCACAAAUAGCAACACUGCCUGAAGCUGGCUUUUGUGGCUGUUAACUUCCUCUUGCCUUCUUUCAGUGUAAUUUGGAAUUCAGGGUCUUGGGAAAACCUGGAUAUCCCAUUGACCGAGAAUACCAUGCACACCCAGAGCCAGCCUAGAGCCUCUCUCUCUUGAGCCCAUGGGUGAGUGAGUGAAGCCAGAGAUGCUGGAAAGAGACAAGUCAGUUUAAACAUUAGAGGCAGACUGGCCAGGACUGGUCCCAGGCAGCAGUGGGAGUAAGGUCUCCAGCUCUCACCUCCCAACCCUGGGGUCAGUGUUGAUGCAUUAUCCCAACACUGCCCCCUCCCCUUUCCCUCAUGAUAGGUCCUCGACCUCUGAUCCCCUUUGCAUGUCUGGCUCCUGAGUGUGCCCCUUCCCCAGCAGAGUGCCCCCAACCCCCGCACGUGAGGCUCUGCCCCAAGGCCAUGUAUCCACUAAGUUCGGGAGCUGUUCAGCCUCAGGUGGACAGCUCCGCCCUCAGUCCAGCCUCCUGGGACCACCCCAGCCCUGUCCUGCCUUCCAAAGUUGCCCCCACUGAGCCCUCGAGGCUCCCUGAUACAGCUGGGGCCUGGUGGGUCUCCCAUCAGAGAAGCCACAGAAGUGGUUUCCCCAGUGACCUCUGUUCCACAGGGCAAGUCCUAUUGAUGCUUUCAGAGCCUCAACAAGGCCUCGUUUCCACCCUACAAAUGGGGAAGCUCUGUGUGCCAUCCGUCUCUUCUCUCAAGACUAAGGGACACUUCUCCUUGACCUCACAGAAUGCGAAGUCAAAUAUUUAGCCUAGUGAAGGUUAAGGUUAAUUAUUGUUAAUCAAGAAUAGACAUUCCCACCUCACAGAGACCUGUGGAGGGAGAGGGGCCUUGGGGAGGCACUCUGCAGACAGAAAGCAGACCCUGGACUAUAGUCCUUCCAGGAACAGCACCGCCCCCUCCCUUCCACAAUGAGAACCCUAGGGUGGACCUCUAAGAGGCACUUCCAUGGAUAGGUACCAGAGUCCCCAGGGUGCCCCCAGCACCAGCAGACUGACCCAGGCAGAUCCCACCUGCUUCCUGGACCUUCUGCUUGCUUCUAGCUCAUGUAGUCAUCAAGAACCUUCUUUCAGCUUCCCACUCUCCCUGUUGGCUCUCAGGACAGACCACUAAAGACCCCUUGUCUCUCAGCCCUUCCCUUUAUCUUUGAACCAUCGAUGGGUGGUUUGAGGUUUUGUAGUUUAUUUUUUGUUUGUGUAUGUUAAGAGUUUGAGUUUAAGGAAGGAGCCCAGGUGUGGAUGUAAAAUCCAAAUACUGGGGGUAGGGGGGACACAGAAUUCUUUGCCUGUGACUUCCAAGGGUCCGAGGAGAAACUGGGACUGGGGGACAGAGGAAAUCCCACUUGUUAAAGCAAUGGGUCAGGAUAUCCCUGGGCCGGGGCCAUGCCAGGGGAAGCAGCCAGGGGCUGCUGACAUUCUUGGUGCUUCCCUGCACUUUCGCUGGCUGGAGCACGCAGUGCUACCCUGCUCCUCCCCACUGUGCCGCCUCACCCCACAGGUGUAGCAAACGAGUCAUCCUACAGACAGGGAGACCGAGGGACAGCUGUAGGUGACGCCAUAGAGGCAGCUCCUGGGACAGGCUGACGCUCCGGGAGCCUCUUCCCGUCAUGGUGCUGGAAAACGGAACGACCCAGCCUCCCAUUCAGAAAGGAAUCUCUGCAGUAAAACUUCAUUCAGGAGAGACCUUUUUUUAAACUAUGAAUUUGUGUUCCCCAAUAAAAUCAUUCUUUAAUUAAGGGGAGUAUCCAAUUUUAUUGUAUAAGGUAAAGGAUGUUUUGGUUGUCAAAGUAAUACAUACUCAUUAAGGUCCAAUUAAAUCCUUUGAGUAGGCAGGUGACUACCCUAAAUCAAAACAAAACAGAAUCCCUAAUGAAUAAAAAGAGAUUUCUGUUUGUACUGGCAGAGACGGUGAGCUGGGUGGGGAUGGGGGAGGGCGAGUGACCUUGGUCGGGUGAGCCUCACCUUCCCUCCACUCUAUAUCCUCUUUCACUUCUCUCCAGGCUGCCCCUGGUGUUGUUGAACCCCAGGGCUUCCCCCAAACAGCAGGGAGACCCUAUUAGGGAUUGGUCAUGGAGGGAUCACGAAGACAGAUGCGCAUGGCAAAGAGGUCUGUGCAUCUCGUCUUCCACCAGUUUCUUUAUCUGGAAUCAGAACUUCUUUUGUUGGUAUCUUUGAUCUUAUAAGUCAAGCACAUUUUAGAAGGGCUCCCUUAUAAGAGUAGAAUUCCAAACAGAGGAUACGAUUAAAGAGCAGUGCAAAGGACACUUAAGAAACUGAGACACCACUUUACCAAACAGGACUGUUGAACACAGUUCAGGCAGAUGACCAAGAAGGUAUGCAUGUCCCUGUGUGUUCUCCUUCCCUGUCCCUCCCCAGUGUUCCCGUCAGCUUGUUGGCUCGUUAAACCUUCCGUUCUUUAAAGAGAAAAGCUAGCUUACCUCAAAGAAUCUUGUUUCCAUUUGGAAACCAUGACUUUGUGUUUUAGGGUGAAUGACCCUCUGCACCCCCAUCACUCUCUCAAGGCUUGGCAUCCUUGAGGCCGGAGGUCCUGGUUUAGUCAUGUGUUGGCUGCACUGACCAAGAACAAGAACCCCAGGCCCCAAGAUGGGAAGGAAGGGUUGGAGGCAGCCGCCCUCCUCCCCACUUUAGCUAGUAGAGACCAGCCUAUGUCUUUCAGCAGGGUCCUGCCAAGUUACCAUAGCAACCAGCAACUCCAGGGUACUACAACAGAUAAGGGCUCAAUGAGCCAAGGGGUGGGGGAAGAGGAGUCUGGCCUGGUCAGAUGACCCAGAGUUAAGUCUCAAACACUAGAGAGAGGAGGAGGAGCAGGAAAGGAUGAAUGGGUGAUUUAAGGGACAGGCAGGGGCCUUUGAGUCUCAGAGACAGGUGGCUGAAA
Bubalus bubalis (water buffalo) is the source of this 13005-nucleotide messenger RNA. RefSeq names its product plexin A4 (gene PLXNA4). The transcript is spliced from 33 exons. Gene Ontology annotation, biological process: semaphorin-plexin signaling pathway involved in axon guidance; regulation of GTPase activity; regulation of cell migration. Gene Ontology annotation, molecular function: semaphorin receptor activity; protein binding. NCBI's taxonomy places the organism in Eukaryota, Metazoa, Chordata, Mammalia, Artiodactyla, Bovidae. The coding region runs from base 773 to 6454 and encodes 1893 amino acids. The record is from RefSeq and is a predicted model, not a curated record. Gene Ontology annotation, cellular component: semaphorin receptor complex.